GAGCAUGAAGGCGCAGUGCAGUCGGUACUUCGGGGCAGCGGACACAGACAUGAAUGGCAGUGGGGCCAUUGGCCAGGUAUGCUCCUCACGGCUGAGCGGGUAGACUUCAGACAACCUGCUGGGUAGGGGACAGAGGGCGAGAGUAUGCUGCAGCUCGCGGCGGAGGCUUUCCAGUCGAAAAACUUCGACCUGGCGGCGGAUAUCUACGAGUGCCAGCUAGCGGGUCUCGGGGAUCCAGAGAGCCGACAGGAGCUGAUGGUGAAGCGGGCGGACGCGCUCGCAUUCGGCGGCAAAUUCGCCGAAGCUUUCGACGUGUACCGGCAAGCCUCGGAGGUAGGGAGACUGAGACCCGUUCACCUGGCCAACCUCAUCGAGUACCUGUCGGGUAGUAUCAGGAGGCAGGACGGGGCUGACAGCCAGGGCAGCAGCCCGAGGACAGGAGGAGAGACAGAGGGGGGAGCGGCGGCGGCGGCUGCGGGACACGGUGUUGAUGCUGCGGGUCGCGGGUACGCAGACUUCUCCUGCCGGAUAUGCCUCAGCUUUCUGUUCGAGCCCGUGACUCUGCCGUGCGGACACUGCUUCUGUAAAAAGUGUCUGGAGCGCGAGCGCAAGGAGAAGGGGCGACCGGUCAUGUGCAAGGAGUGCAGGGCCAGCUCCAGAGUGGCUGACGUCCAGAGCUACAGGGUCAACGUGGUCCUCAGCAGCCUGCUGGCCAAGUGGUUCCCGAGCCUGCACCAGGCCGGCCGGCUGAGGCGGGAGGGCAACGGACUGUACGCCGAGAAGAGGAUGGAAGCUGCGCUGGAGAAAUACAACCAAGCCAUACUGAUAGCACCCAUGGACCAUAUACUGUUCAGCAAUCGCUCCCAGAUCCACUCCAGUCUGAAACACUAUGAAAAGGCUCUGAGAGACGCAGAGAUGGCCUGCAGACUCGAGCCCCACUGGUCCAAGGGUCAUGUUCGUAAGGCCCAGGCCCUGGUGUCGUUGGGCCGGACGGAGGAAGCUCUGAAAGAGUACCUGGUCUGUCUGUCCAUGGAGCGUGACUGCAGACUGGCCAAGACUGAGACUCACAAGCUCCUCAGUCAUCUCCUGGCUCCAGUCACAGAUCAGGUCCCUGAACACAUCUCAGACCACUCCAGCAUACUGUCUUCCAGAGCACACAUCAAAUACAGCAUCCGUGCUGCCUUUCAGACUUUAAAUCCCAGCUUGCUGUCAUCAGAAUCCAGUCUUGCCUCCACUCCUCCUGCAGCUGAGAGGUCAGAGGGCAGUGAGCUCAAAGGUCAGGGAAAGCCUGAGGCCGGGAGGCCGGACCACUGUUUCCUCCUCAAACGGAAACGAAGGAGCACAGAGGAGGAUGUGGAGGAGGGAGGACAAGAGAGGAGCGACGAUCGCAAGAGAUCCAGAUCCGAGCCAGCAGUGGUGUCCGAUUCAUUGAGCUCUGCGGUCGGUGAUGUCCUGGACCCGACAGAUCUGGAGUGUUCUCUUUGUAUGAGGCUGUUCUAUGAGCCAGUGACAACACCGUGUGGUCACACCUUCUGUCUUCAGUGUCUGGAGAGAUGUCUGGACCACAACCCAAAGUGUCCACUCUGUAAAGAAGAGCUGUCUGAGUACCUGGUCCAGAGGCAGUACUGUAAGACAGUGAUAAUGGAGAACCUGAUAUCUAAGUAUCUUCCUUCUGAGCUCACGGAAAGACAGAAAAUCCACCAGGAGGAGAUGGCGGAGCUCUCCAAUCUUAACAAGAAUGUGCCUAUAUUCGUGUGCACCAUGGCCUUCCCCACUGUGCCGUGUCCUCUCCAUAUCUUCGAGCCCUGCUACAGACUGAUGAUUCGCCGAUGCAUGGAGACAGGAACCAACUGCUUUGGCAUGUGUCUGGCAGACAACCUCAAGGGGUUUGUGAACUACGGUUGCCUGUUGGAGAUCCGUGACGUGAAGUUCUUCUCAGACGGGCGUUCAGUGGUGGACACCAUCGGCAGACGGAGAUUUAAAGUCAUUCAGCACAGGGAGAGGGAUGGAUACAAUACAGCUGAUAUAGAGUACCUGGAGGAUGUUAAGGUGGAGGGCGUAGCAGAGCGUGAGCUGCAGUCUCUGCACGAUGCUGUGUAUGACCAGGCCCUGGUGUGGGUCAACUCCCUGAAGGCUGAGCAGAAGGAACGCAUUGAGGGACACUUUGGACCCAUGCCUGAGAAAGACUUGGAACUCCAGGCCUGUCCUAACGGUCCAUCAUGGUGUUGGUGGCUGUUAGCCGUUCUUCCGUUAGAGGGCCGAGCCCAGCUGCCGUUCCUGGCCCUCACCUCUCUGAAAGAUCGCCUCAGCGGUAUUCGCAAGGUGCUGCUUUUCAUGGCCCACAGCAGGCAUCGGUGACACACUCUCCACAAGCAUUCACCCACCUGGGAAAUGCAGUAACCACCUUCCUUGCACACCCCUCGCCCCAAAGCAGCAGUUGACCUGUUGUUCCUCCUUUUGAUGCACAAAGAACUGACAUUAAAUAUUGUUGCACCCUUCCUGUUGUAACGCCGUCCGUUUCAGAAGGCAGCGCUUGAUUUCAUCUACACAUCAACAGCAAACAAAGUUAAUAUACAUCUGAAUAAAUAUAUAUCUUCCAAAACCAACCAUGCAGACCUGCAGACUUAAGCUACAGUCUGACAGGAGGGGAAGUGUCUACAUUUGGGUUUCAACAGAAUCACUAGCUUCCAUUUGAUGUCAUUGUAAUAGUGUUAAUGCAAACAAGCUAAGUAUAUGUUUUUGUCUAACAUCUCUAUGUGUGCAGCAACAAGCUGUUGUGCUGAAAUGUCUUCAUCUGUCCAUGCUCCACUGUUGCCUUUCUGGCCCUCCUCCAUUUUUGUAGUUCUCUGCUCUUCCUCUUGCAUUCAUGACAAGUGUGGAAUGACACCACCAAAAAGACAAAACAAAAAUGACAAAAAAAAGUGUGAGUAAUCUGAAUGCAUCCUUGCAUUCUCAAAUCGUAGAGUAAUUUCUCCUCCAAAAAAAACGAGCUCUCUGUCUGGACGUAGCUUUAAAGCAGAGAUGAAGCAAAUUCCCCAGUUCAGAAUCCUACCUAGUGCAAGUGGCAACUGCCAUUAAUUCAACCAAUCAGGGUCCCCAUCCUGUAUGUCUUUAAAUGUACAUGUAAAUUCUGCAAGAGACCAAACUAUGAAUUUACUUUCUUGUGUAAAUGCACUCACUACAGUUGAGGGUAUAAUGAUAAUAAUACCGAUUAGAUAUGAUUGAUUAGAUAUGAUUGAUUGCAGUGAUUGAAACUUUCAUCUGGGAAAAUUUACAGAUAAAUCUGUGUGUUUACUGUUUUACUUUAACAAUAAUUAUUCUGUCUUCCUCCUUUCCCUUUAUUCCUUACAUUUCUCUCUCUCAUCCAUGUGAAUAACAGCGGACUGAACCUUUACAUUGGUGUGCUUUAAGGCUCGUGUUCUUGUGUUUAAGUCAUCCAUUUUUAAAAGAUUUGUUGGAUUUUUAUUUUCCAUUAUUUAUUUUUAUCAUUAUUUAUGCAUGCAGUGACAUUGUUUACAUUUCACAGAGACAGAUGCUGAGGUACUCAGUUUGCGAAAGCUUUUUUUUUUUUUUAACUUAACAUCUGACCCCAAACAUCUGCAAUAAUUACCUACUAACUCUGGGGAAAAAGCCGAAAGGUUUAAAGAUCACUCACAAAAACACCAUUUGCACAAAAACACCAUUUGCACAAUCAAGAAAAACUGAAGAAUCUCUGGAAACUUGGGUUGAUGGCAGACCUCCUCCCUAUUUUUAGAUCACCGGAGACCCAAUUCUCUAUAGUAUUUAUAUUAGCCUGUCAUCAUCCGAGCUAUGGUGACUUAAACAUAUUUGGAUUCCCCCGCUGUCAGCAGCCUCUCUGUGGCUGAGAUAUUUGUAAAGCAUGCAGUGCAGCAAGAAGUCCUAACAAAGAUCUGGAUUUCUGAUACCAUUAUCUCCUAAGUGUAUUUAUUCAGUAUUUAUUCUGACUUAUUUUUGCACUUCCACUUUAAGUAAGGGAAAGAAACAGAGCAGUCAGGCUUCAGUAUAUUUAUUUCCUCCAUGGCAGGAGUCAGAAUGCUUAAGUAGUUGGAUUACCACAGAAUAAAGUUAAAUCUUCUGAUGGUUAAACUGGUCCCUAAGUGCACACCUAUUUGCAGCUCCUAAAGCAUGACUGCUAAACAUCGCCGUUCAUUUGAGUGUGACUGAUGCUAUGCUAUUAGUAAAGGAUAGUGCCUUUCUAUCCACAGAAAAACAUGGCGUGGAACUAUUUAAUGUGUAAAUGAUCUAAAUACCAGGUUCAUUUUAAGCUUCAUUUUACCCCUUAAAUGGAAACUUGGUCAUUCAAAACAUAAUUUUCAAAGAAAGGAAAUAACUAUGUAUGGAACGGAAACAAAGGAAACAUAUUUUUAAGAAUACCCACAAACAUAUUUUUAGAAAAAUAUGUUGUCUAAAAAAUAUUGAGGCCUUGAUGAUGUCUGUGACAUGACUGUUUUUACAUGGCAAAAGCUUCAUAUCCCUGAAAAAUGCAGGAGAUUAUUGAGCUUAGCCUUCAAAAUCUUUUAUUUUAUAUAGAUGUGUUAGAUUUUACAUGUUUCUAUGUCAAUCAGGUUCUUUGUAUUUUAUAAUUUCCUUCACUCUCUGGUGUACUUGUCUCUCCUCAUUUCAUGUGUAAUACUACAGGGAGUGUCAUGUCAAAUUGUCCACAUUUUUUAUUUUGUUUUGAAAGGGCCAAAGCCAUGCCAUGCUGAAAAAAAAAGAGGACUGAUAAAGUGUAAUACCACAAUCUUUUAAUAUUUUCCCAAAAUAAUUUGUUGAUAUUGAAUUCAUGCAUUAUUUGAGUUUUCCACCACCAUCAAAUGGUUGUAAUAUGACAUGAAAUCAAACAGCAAUACUGUAUCAAGUACUAUAUACAGUAUAUGGGAUUAUAUUUUAUUAUGUAAUGACCCAGGUCUUAAAUACUGUUGUUUAAAGAGGCAUUUGUACUAACAAACAAGUACUGGAAAAACCAAUAAUACAUACAAUAAUUACCCCAGUAAUGUCUGCUAUUAUCGUAAUUGAUUACCACUAAAAAUUUUAUGAUUAGUAAACUCAAACUAGGCAAAAAAGGGAAAAGCCAUCAAUCAAAUAUAAUCAAACCUCCACUAUACAAGCAUAUUACAUAGAUAUCUCGAAUUCAGAGGUAGAUAUAUUUCCCGUUGGUCAUGAAGAGGUAAAGGGAAAAUCCACCUAAAAUAAAAUCACAUAUGCUAUCCUUGUUAUUUUUUACAAUUUUUGAGCAUGAGUAAAAUCACAGAUGAGCCAGUGUUUUCUUUAUUUCCUCAUAUGAAAGAGUUGUGUAUAAAGUUGAAGCAUGUGAAUUACUUUAUAUUUGUGGCUGCAGUUUUAGUGCCUUAAGUUAGACUUCUUCUAUUUUACUUUGAUGUAUUUAAAAUGCAGUGGCAUCUAGGGUAAAUAUAGUGUGCGAUAACCUGGGGUUCUUUAAAUAACAUCCUAAGAUAAUAAUUAUAUUUGUUUGUCGCAUUCAUUUGAAACAGAUCCCACCCUAACUACUACUACUACUACUACUACUACUACUACUACUACUACUAAGUAAUCCAAAAUGUUAGUAUCACAUACCGCCAACAGCAGCAGCCGUCACUUUGAAUUCAUCUAUUGUAAAUGACAGUGUAUUAUUUUUUGCUUCCCAUGGUACCAUAAGAAAACAUUGUAAUUGUUCUUUGUGAACAAUGAAACUGCAAAAUUUAACAGCCACUGCUUCCGCUUAGAAGAGUUAGGUGUUGAAUACUUCACCCAUAACCCUAUAUGAUUAUCACUUUCAUUUCUGGCAAAAAAAUGGUUCAAAGUCAGUCAUUUAAAAAAGCAAAAGAUCUAAAAUAUCAUAACUUUCUACUCCUAAAAGCUCAUUUGACUUUAAUGAACAGUUUGACAUUUUGGGAAAUAAGCUUAGUUUCUUUUCUCAGCAAGAGUUAGAUGAGAUGAUCAAUACCACUUCAUGUCUGUAUGUUAAAUACAAAGCUAGUUGUUAGCCCAGCACAACAACUUGUUGCUAUUACAUUUUGGUUUAUGUAAGGAUUAACGAAAUGUGAUAUAACAUGGUACUUAAUGUGCUUUAAGCGUGCUGGUAGCCAUAUUCUCGAAAUAGCAGUUUACCCUGCUUCCAGUGUUUAUCCAAAACUACAUGAGCUAAUUGACUCAAGCUCCAAAGGACAGACAAGAGAGUGGUAACCAACAGCCGGUUAGCUUAGCUUAACACGUAACCCCCAAUAAAACCACGAUUUGUCAUUUUAGCAAUUUGUUUUUCAAUAGAUUUUUUGAGGUGCUGGUAAGUUAAUAUUUAGACAGAGCUAGGAUUCCUGUUUCCCCUUCUUCCAUUCUUUAUUCCAAAUUUAAGCUAACCUGCUGCUGGCUCCAGCUUCCUAUUUAGCAUGCAAACAUCAGAGUGGUAUCAAUCUUCUUAGGUAACUCUCGGCAAGUAAAUCUGUAAGUGUAUUUCCCAAAACUAUGCCAAACUAUGCUUUAAUUAGACUGACUGGAUGUAUGUGAUUUGUGUUAAUUAGGCAACACCACAGGUUAUAAGAUACAACCCAGUUGGAAUAUGAGUACAUUGGCAUUGGUCCUGGAGUGAGCUAUUGAAUCCUUAAAGGUCAGGAUGGGUCUAACCUGCUUUUACAGGUUGAUGGGAACAUUCUGAUAUCCUGUAGCACUCAAAACUCAUGUUAACUGCGAUCAUGCUAACAAACUGCCACUGACACGAAAAUGUCCUCCAACCUCCACACACACUUCCUGUAAGAUGUAGGUUUGUGCUCGGUAAUGGUUAAUAGUUUCAACACUUCCAGUUUGUUCAGUGACUGCAGCUAAUAACAGCAAUGCAGCUGUGGAAGAAGUUGGAUCUUUUUUUGAUGUUUUUUCAUCCAGCUAUGCAACAACAGUAGAGGAUUAGGCUCAGAAUUCCAUUAACCUUUUGAAGAAGCGUAACUACCUCUGGUACCCUCCUCGAGCACUUCCACAAAGAGAGACACAAUAACAAUGCUUCCAAAUUUCAUUCUUUUCCUGUUAUUGUAGUUUAGUCUGUGUUUAAAGUGAAACAUUCAGAGUCUAAGGAAAUAAAUCACCAGUGUCCCUUCAGUGCUCUGAAAUGUACAUUUUAAAAAAGUUGUGCCCAUGAUAAAAUGCACCAUAGUCAACACCUCACAUUUAUGAGAUGUCACCUUUCAACUAAAACUGCAAAGCUGUAAAUUCUUGAUUUCUUUGUGAUAUGUUUGUUGCUGAUCCCAAAUAUUUGAAUUAUUUGAAGGAGUGCUUGAUUUAUCUUCCCAGGCAAAUUGAAAAGCCCCCUAGAAUCAUAGUCAAUGACCUUUUUAGGCUUCUAUUUAAGUGAGUUGACUAAACCACAUCUGAUUUACAGCAUUGGUCUCUCGCCCUGGCUAAACCUUCUCUGACUUAACAUUCUUGCUUUUUUGACUAUUUAGCCUCUAAAAAUCUUCAUGUCUUAAAAAAGAAGCUUCACCAGGCGCUCCUCGCAAUUUCAAAUAUUUGCACUGACCUCAUUUACUACAUUGCCUGAUUCUUUCAAAGGUUGUUAAACUCCUGUAGAACUCCAUGGCCUCUAAAUGUGGCCGGGUGAAUUCGCACAAGAUGAAUGUAUGUAUGUCUUGACAUCUCCGAUGUUUUCUGUACACGUCUGUUUUUGAUAGUAAAACUUUAGUAUGCAUUACUUUUGCAAAAGUACAGUCUGAAGCUACAUCUUGUGAAUAAACCAAAAGGAUUGUGUUCUUGAUCCCGCAUGGGAUCUC
This is a messenger RNA of Xiphias gladius (swordfish), 7772 nucleotides long. Its product is annotated as LON peptidase N-terminal domain and RING finger protein 3-like. Gene Ontology annotation, molecular function: protein binding; ubiquitin-protein transferase activity. NCBI's taxonomy places the organism in Eukaryota, Metazoa, Chordata, Actinopteri, Istiophoriformes, Xiphiidae. The record is from RefSeq and is a predicted model, not a curated record. Gene Ontology annotation, biological process: protein ubiquitination.